This is a messenger RNA of Polypterus senegalus (gray bichir), 3634 nucleotides long. RefSeq names its product transcription elongation regulator 1-like protein. Gene Ontology annotation, cellular component: nucleus. Gene Ontology annotation, molecular function: RNA polymerase binding; transcription coregulator activity. Bases 720 to 2537 code for a protein of 605 amino acids. The transcript is spliced from 14 exons. The record is from RefSeq and is a predicted model, not a curated record. Lineage: Eukaryota; Metazoa; Chordata; Cladistia; Polypteriformes; Polypteridae.
GGUAGAGGGCUGCGUUGGCGCGGUUCUCCAACCCUUCCAUUCACACCGUCUCCAUUCCGUGCUCCAGAUGCGCAUUCGGCUGCAGCCAGGCGCACGCCGCCAGCUCAGUACACCUGUGAAAGCACAGCCUGGCACAAAAAAGGGAAUCUCUGAAUUAGAAUAAGGCACAUGCGACGAGGACGUGAUAGCUGUGCAGUUACCUGGCACGCCCCCCUGCCCACCCCCCUUUCACACCGAAGUCUCUCUCCUCGUUGGUGCACCGCGAUCUAGUCCGUGAGAGGCGGCGGACUUUCGCAGAGAGAAGAGAUUAGAAAGGCACAAGUGGAAAGCUUGGUGAAUCUCCACUGAAAUCCGUGUUUGCCUGCAGAGAGCUCUGUUUCAGAGGAUAACUGUAGAGUCCAUUUUUGAAAGGAAGACAUCUACAGAUAUAAAAAGCCGCACUCGUAGUCUUCACUGGGAUGCAUAAUGGAAUCAUUAAUUUCUUGAUUUGCUACCCCGUCACCCGCAGAUCUGUGUUACGUUGCAGAGAAAGCGGGAUAUUGCAAGCGAUUUGAAGAAACAAGAAGAGGGUUAAAAGAUUGUGUUUCAGUUUGCAAAAUGCUCCGUAAAUCCCCAUGAACGAAAGUAGAAAUGGACACUGUGCAAUGACGGGGUUAAUUGGGUGACUUAAGCUACACAUUUAAGGCAGCCCACUGAGUCCUUUGGGUGUAGGAUGUAGAAUGAUCCCUAUUCCAAGAUUAAAGGGACAACCACAGUUCUGGCAGAUGAAUGGAGAACCUCCUCCAUGGAUUUGGAUGAUCCCAGCUGCAUCUGGGCUUUACAGAAUAGGUGGCGCCCCUCCUCCUUUCAUAGUGUCAUCUCCACACCCUCCUCCUCUGCUGCAAACUGUUGCUGGAUGGCAACUUCCUUGUGAUCCAUUUCUUCCUUUGAUGCCACUGCCCUCUUCACCUGAACCAGUUGUUCAUCAAUUCACUUUGCCAAAUGUUCAGUGGGAAAUUGCUUCAAGACCACCAGUAGUUGGUUUCCAGCCUUCAGCAAAUAUGGAUCUGGUCCCAUUUUAUCCUCAGAUUUACACGUCAGUGUUGCCACCUCAUUUUGGGAAAGGGUGGAUAGAAAAAAGAUCACCUGAGUGUAAGGUAUAUUUGAAUAAUGCACUCACAGUUGAUUCUACGUGGAUAACUCCUGAAGAGCUAAGAAUCUUCCAAAGGCAUGAAAAACCCAUUCUGAUGACGAAUCAAGUAGCUAGAAGUAUAUGCAGGCCAGCUACUGCUUCCAGAAAUUUCCAUACACUGCUAGUAACACCUCAUCCUCUAUCAGGUGGCUGUCCAGUUGCUAUUAAACAAGUUGGUAGCAACAAAAGGAUUGCAUUAGCUGCUGCAGCUGCUGCGGCUAUGGUGACCAUGGAAUCUGAUGCUUCUCAGGGACCAUCUUCUGUUAGUAAUCAGCCUUAUCGUGUGCUCACCCUGUCUCCAAUCAAGAUUCCUCUUUUGUCUGCUCCUAUGUCGGGGUCUAUUUCUGGAUUGGAAGGGCAAGGUGCACAAACAAGGGCAACACAAGUCAGAAGAGUAACAGCGGUGUCUGCCCCAGCUGUAACUUUCAUGGCAAGUGACUGGAUGGAUCAAACAUCAGCAGAUAAGAGCCUGGAGCCUGCAAGAACAUCAUGCACAGGGACAUUCAUUUUACAUACUGAUCGAAAAACUAAAUCAACUGAAAGUCAAAAUAAGGAUGACACCAUAAAAGUGACUAUUGAGGAAAAGAGUAAUCCAAAAGACAACAGACCUGUGGCCUCAACCCCUGUGCCAGGAUCCCCAUGGUGUGUAGUGUGGACUGGGGAUGACCGAGUAUUCUUCUUCAAUCCUACAAUUCAGCUCUCUGUAUGGGAGAAGCCAGUUGACUUAAAAGGCAGAGGCGAUCUUAACAAGAUCAUUGAGGAUCCACCACACAAACGCAAAAAGGAAGCAUCAUCAAAUGAGCAUUCCAGUCCUAAUGCAGAAGAUGUAUCUGAAGACCACACCACCAAAAUAAAAAGGAACAAAACUGAAGAGCCUGUUAAACCUAAUGAAGAGCAUGAAGACUCAGAAUCAAAACCCAUCAAUGUGUCCUCUCAUCGAACCAUCCUUCCAUUGGAAGUGCGCAUUAGUCAUUUUAGAGAGAUGCUUCUUGAAAGAGGGGUUUCAGCCUUCUCCACUUGGGAAAAAGAGUUACAUAAGAUAGUUUUUGAUCCUCGAUACCUUCUUCUAAGCUCAGAGGAAAGGAAGCAGGUUUUUGAGCAGUUUGUAAAGACAAGAAUAAAAGAAGAGUACAAGGAAAAAAAAAGUAAACUACAACAUGCCAAAGAGGAGUUUCGGAAACUUCUCGAAGAAUCAAAGAUAACCCCCAGAUCAACUUUUAAAGAAUUUGCUGAUAAAUAUGGAAGAGACCAGCGUUUCAAGCAAGUUCAGAAAAAGAAGGACCAAGAACAUUUCUUUAAUCAUUUUAUAAACAUUCUGAAAAAGCGAGAUAAGGAAAAUAGACUGCGUUUGAGGAAGAUGAGAUGAAAUGGAUCAAGUUCUGCAAUAAACAGACUUCACAUACUGUGACAGGAUCGGAAACCACUAAACUUAGUCAUUCAUUUUUUAAAUCCAAAUUAAAAUUUAAGAGACUACCACAAAUCAAAAUAAUACUUUCAUAUUCCUGUAAAUCUGACACUGUUUUCAGUUUUCUAAUGGCAAUGUGAAAUUCAGUUAUGAAUUAAGUUCAUUCUCAAAAGUUUAAUCUGUUUCAUAUUGAAGCUCUCUUUUAUAAAAUCAUUGUUUUAUGCAUUCAGAUUGCCAUGAAAUUAUUCAAUUAUACAUUAGAUAUGCAAAUCACAUUGCAUCAUAUAAAAAUGAAUUAUAUUAUGGCUGUAGGUUUAUAAUUAAAAAAAGCAAUCCAUAUUUUUGAAUAUUUAUGAUUAUCUUCGACAUCUAUGAAAAUGAAAAGACAAUUUUGUUUUGAUAGAUUCCCACAUUAUUUGUUGUCUUACAUUGUGUUAUUGCUAAAGGGCGAGCAACUCAUUUAAGUGUUUUGUCUCAUUUGUCAUGUGUGGAUGACAAGAAUCCAUUGGGCAUUUGAACUAACAGGAAUGUUUUAAACAUAAAAAUGUGAAUAUUUAAUACGAAGGGGUGGUAGAAUUUUAAAGAACAAUUGUGAUAAUGUACUGAAUUGAAAGUGGUGUUUGUUUGUUCAGCUGCCAUGUAAAAUAUAUAUUACAUGUGUUAUUUAGUAGAAAAAAACUUUUAUAAUUAUAUUGAACAUUAAGUGUUUCUGAUAUCAUACAAGUGAUUAAAAAGGGAGAUAAACCUAAAAUAUUUUAGUACAAAAAUGACAUUAUUAUGUUUAUUUACUACUUUUGCAUUAGCAUAUUUGACUUAGUCAUCAAUAAUUCUGAUACACCUACAUCUUUACUUGUAUCAUGCAGUUUUGGUUCAAACUGGUAGUUUAUCUUACAGUGGAAGCCUAAAUUACACAAGAUGGUGUGAAAACCAGUGGUGUGUAAACAUGAAGUCAAACAUAUGCUUCCAGGAUUCCUAUUAUUCAAACUAAACUGCUCAAAAAAAUUAAAGGAACACUUUGAAAACACAUCAGAUCUCAAUGGGAAAAAGAAAUCCUCCUG